Messenger RNA from Sipha flava (yellow sugarcane aphid), 776 nucleotides. RefSeq lists its product as uncharacterized. NCBI's taxonomy places the organism in Eukaryota, Metazoa, Arthropoda, Insecta, Hemiptera, Aphididae. Bases 97 to 747 code for a protein of 216 amino acids. Gene Ontology annotation, cellular component: mitochondrion; mitochondrial large ribosomal subunit. The transcript is spliced from 4 exons. The record is from RefSeq and is a predicted model, not a curated record.
GGUAACCAGAAUUGCGGCCACUGCGGUAAAAACAUACGCCGUCACAACGCCGAAAUAUAGGUGUAUAUUAUAUUAUCGCGGAGUCGAGACACUACGAUGACGUUGGCCCUUCACAUUCUAAACCGCUUCGCCAGUGCUUCGCUGCGAUUAUUACCGUCUGCUGCGGCCAAUAAUAACAACAAUAACAAUGCGGUGCUGUACGACCAGAUUAGAAAUUUACACAAAAAAGUAAAACGAAGUAAACCGUGGAUACCUCCGCGAAGCAAAUUUGUGGGAAAAGCUAACUCCAUAGCUGCUAGAGGAUUUUUAAGGCCACUUAAAGAAUAUGAUCCCCCAAUUGAUAUCAAGAAUGUUAUUAUAAAAAUAGCAAAUAAUACUGUUAAUCAAACACAUACUUCUUACAAACUAGAUAAAAAUGAAAAAUUCCGUUUUUUAAAAAAAUGUAAUGAAGUUGUUGAUCAUAAAGUACCAAAUUCACUUUUACAUACGCUGAACACUUUAGGUGAUAUAUAUGAGUUCUACGAAACACCUGUAGACACAGUUGUACCAUAUGAUGCUCUUCAGAAUCGUGAACUUCCACCUAAUCUUCAUAUAUUGUCUACCUAUCAUAGAUUUAACCCAGAGACAGACAUAAUGUUUGAAGGUGUAACAGCAUUUCCGCGUAGUUCUAAUUUGGUUACAGGUCUUAAAACUAAAAAGAAAUACAAAGGAUUUACCACAUUAUCUCCUUAUGAAUAUAUAGAAUGAAAAUAUGUUAUACCAUCAUUUUAGCAAAA